Molecule: messenger RNA, 2686 nt
Organism: Physeter macrocephalus (sperm whale)
Lineage: Eukaryota; Metazoa; Chordata; Mammalia; Artiodactyla; Physeteridae
Gene: SLC18A2
Product: solute carrier family 18 member A2
Exons: 15
Coding region: 1-1554 (517 amino acids)
Biological process (GO): aminergic neurotransmitter loading into synaptic vesicle; transmembrane transport; xenobiotic transport
Cellular component (GO): terminal bouton; synaptic vesicle membrane
Molecular function (GO): serotonin:sodium:chloride symporter activity; xenobiotic transmembrane transporter activity
Source: RefSeq, a predicted model, not a curated record
AUGGCCUUGAGCGAGCUGGCACUGCUGCGCUGGCUGCAGGAGAGCCGUCACUCGCGGAAGCUCAUCCUCUUCAUCGUGUUCCUCGCGCUGCUGCUGGACAACAUGCUGCUCACCGUCGUGGUCCCCAUCAUCCCAAGUUACUUGUACAGCAUCGAGCAUGAGAAAGAUGCUAUAGAAAUCCAGACUGCCAAGCCAGGGCUCAAAGCCUCCACCUUCGGCGGCUUCCAGAACAUCUUCUCCCAUUAUGACAACUCCACCGUGGUCGCCGGCAAUAGCACCAGCAGCCUUCAGGGGGCGCUGCUGCAUGAGGCCACCACACAGAGCGCAGUGACUAACAGGUCCACUGCCCCUUCCGACUGUCCCAGUGAAGACAAAGACCUCCUGAAUGAGAACGUGCAGGUCGGCCUGUUGUUUGCCUCGAAAGCCACCGUCCAGCUCCUCACCAACCCAUUCAUAGGACUGUUGACCAACAGAAUCGGCUAUCCAAUUCCAAUGUUCACGGGAUUCUGCAUCAUGUUUAUCUCAACAGUUAUGUUCGCCUUCUCCCACAGUUACGCCUUCCUGCUGAUUGCCAGGUCCCUGCAGGGCAUCGGCUCCUCCUGCUCUUCUGUAGCUGGGAUGGGCAUGCUGGCCAGCGUGUACACAGAUGACGAGGAGAGGGGCAAUGCCAUGGGGAUUGCCCUGGGAGGCCUGGCCAUGGGCGUCUUAGUGGGCCCCCCCUUUGGGAGUGUGCUGUACGAGUUUGUGGGGAAGACAGCUCCGUUCCUGGUGCUGGCUGCCCUGGUGCUCUUGGAUGGAGCUAUUCAGCUCUUUGUGCUCCAGCCAUCCCGGGUGCAGCCGGAGAGCCAGAAGGGGACGCCGCUAACCACCCUGCUGAAGGACCCGUACAUCCUCAUCGCCGCAGGGUCCAUCUGCUUUGCCAACAUGGGGAUCGCCAUGCUGGAGCCAGCCCUGCCCAUCUGGAUGAUGGAGACCAUGUGUUCCCACAAGUGGCAGCUGGGCGUUGCUUUCUUACCAGCUAGUAUUUCUUAUCUCAUUGGAACCAAUAUUUUUGGGAUCCUUGCGCACAAGAUGGGGAGGUGGCUUUGUGCUCUUCUAGGAAUGAUAAUUGUCGGAAUCAGCAUUUUAUGUAUUCCUCUUGCAAAAAACAUUUAUGGACUCAUAGCUCCCAACUUUGGAGUUGGUUUUGCAAUUGGCAUGGUGGAUUCAUCAAUGAUGCCCAUCAUGGGCUACCUGGUUGACCUGCGGCAUGUGUCCGUCUAUGGGAGCGUGUAUGCCAUUGCCGAUGUAGCGUUUUGUAUGGGAUAUGCUAUAGGUCCUUCUGCUGGUGGGGCUAUCGCAAAGGCAAUUGGAUUUCCAUGGCUCAUGACAAUUAUUGGAAUAAUUGAUAUUCUUUUUGCUCCUCUCUGCUUUUUUCUCCGAAGUCCACCUGCCAAGGAAGAAAAAAUGGCUAUCCUCAUGGAUCACAACUGCCCCAUUAAAACAAAAAUGUAUACUCAGAAUAAUAUCCAGUCGUAUCCGAUAGGUGAGGAUGAAGAAUCUGAAAGUGACUGAGACCCUCAAAAGUCAUCCAAGUAUCUAAUUGUAUAAAACAGUGUUUCCAGUGAAAUGACUCAUCCAGAACUGUCUUAGUGAUACCACUCAUCCCUGGUGAAAGAGUAAAACCACCAAAGGUUUUCUUUUCCAUGGUUAUGAUCGAUUGCCAACAGCCUUAUAAAGAAAAAGCUUUUCUAGGGGUUUGUAUAAAUAGUGUUGAAAACUUUAUUUUAUUUAUUUGAUUUUAUUAAAUAUUAUACAAUAUAUUUUGACGAAAUAGUGUAAAUCUAUAAAUAUUUGAAUCCAAAUCCAAUAUAAUUUUUUAACUUACAUUCACGAACACCUGGGCAAAAAAGUCUUAUCUAUUUUCUGAAUAUUGGUAAUGAGUGUUUAAAGCACGCUUUAUCUCCGAGACACUUCCAAUAAUGAGGAACUAGAAGGAAGUCUGAAAAACAGAAUCAAGUAAGACGGCAUAUAGUAUAUAGUGACACUGAAUGUUGAGUUACUGAACUUGUAAUUACAGUUGACCUUGAACAACACAGGGUUUGGGGGUGCCGACAACCCUUGCAAUCGAAAACCUGCGUACAACUUUACAGUCAGCCCUCUGUAUCCAUGGUUUCACAUCUCUGGAUUCAAUCAACCACAGACCAUGUAGUACUGCAGUCUGUAUUUAUUGAAAAAAUUCUGCAUAUAAAUGGACCCGUGCAGUUCAAACCGUGUUGUUCAAGGGUCAACCGUACUGUCAAUAUAUUCAUGAGUUAAAAGCUAGUUUUCUCAGAUGCAGAAGACAAGAACUUGAGCCAGUCGUCUUUCGGAUUUAUCCAUGAAUCUCAGCGGGCAUUAGUUUUCUAUGUAAUCACCUACCUGGAAACAGACGGUUGUAAAUUAUGUUUACGUGUCAUGUGGUUGGCAGCAAACAUUAAAGCCAAUAAGGGUAAAAUAGUAAAUGUUCUGAAAGCAGAGAAAAGCACCCAAACGUAUAAACAACUAGAAACUUUCCCUUUCAGAUAUAUACUUGUCUUACCGGAUGACGGAAAAUUGAGGAUAGGUAUACCUUAUACUGUCAGGGUUGUUUAAGCAUGAUGAGAUAUAUCAACACCUAGCUCAGGUUUUAGAAAAGAAAUUUAAAAGGCUAAUAGCUGCUGUGAUG